GUGAUGAGCCAGCAAACUAGCCAUCCUUAUUAUUAUGAUGAUGAUGAUAAUGAUGAUGAUGAUAAUGAUGCUGUUGGCAAGAAAAAAGAAAUAAUGGUGGUUGACCAGAUUGACACGCUGACAUCUGACCUGCAGCUGGAGGAUGAGAUGACAGACAGUUCCAAAACAGACACUCUCAACAGCAGCUCCAGCAGCACCACAGCUUCCAGCUUGGAGAAAGUCAAGGUGCGGGGUAGCGCACCGCUGAUCAAGCCUCCCGCGCACCCCUCCGCUAUCCUCACCGUGCUGAGGAAGCCAAAUCCGCCCCCACCUCCACCACGACUGACACCAGUCAAGUAUGACGAGCCUCCAAGGCUGCCUCCUUCAGCCAACCCGGUCAAGACUAAUGGCACCCUGCUGCGAAAUGGGGGCUUGCCUGUCGGGCCCAACCGCAUUCCAAAUGGAGAUAUGUGCUGUAUACCGAACAGUAAUUUGGAGAAAGUUGCCAUGCAACCGCCUCUGAUGCACAGACCUGAGAAAGAGCGGUGUCCUCAGCCGGGAGCAAGAGAACGGGUACGAUUUAGUGAAAAAGUGCAGUACCAUGGCUAUUGCCCCGACUGUGAUGUUCGGUAUAACAUUAAAAACAGGGAGGUGCACUUGCACAGCGAGCCUGCCCGUACUGUGGGAAAGCUGCCUCACCAGUGCCCUCCCCUGCCGCCUCCACCACCUCCGCUGCCUCCAAUUCCUCUGGAAAAUGGAGGGUUGGGGAUAAGUCCCAGUAAUAGCUUUCCUCCUCCAAGACCUGCGACUGUGCCUCCACAAACUGCGCCAAAACCCCAGAAGACCAUCUUGAGGAAGUCAACCACCACAACAGUGUGA
This is a messenger RNA of Apaloderma vittatum (bar-tailed trogon), 858 nucleotides long. It is a transcript of the gene PRR16, whose product is annotated as proline rich 16. The record is from RefSeq and is a predicted model, not a curated record. NCBI's taxonomy places the organism in Eukaryota, Metazoa, Chordata, Aves, Trogoniformes, Trogonidae. The annotation marks the transcript as partial. The transcript is spliced from 2 exons. Gene Ontology annotation, biological process: positive regulation of cell size; positive regulation of translation.